CUGCGAUAAGCCAAUCAGCUCGCAGCACAGAAAGUGCACAUCACUUUCGGUCAAUCUUCAAUAAAGACGCGGGACUAUUAAGUGGCAGCACUUAGCAGCUGUUGGAGGGUGACACCGAAAAAAUUCUAUUCGCAAAGGCAAGGGCAUGUUUACCUAAGACAAAUAAAUUAUCUCUAGCUAAACGUUAUCGCCACUAGAUAGAACUCGUUAAGUUCUCCUGAUUAAAAUCAACACAGAACAAGUCGGGCUUAAUUAAUUGGUUUUGUUUCGUUUUGUUCAGAAAGCACCAGUGGUAGAAAGACCGUAAAACACAAAGAAAGAGUAUCCAGAAACUGUGCACGCGACGUGCAAGGCUUGAAGAGGAGGUAAUCUGCACAAGUCGCUAGCGGAGACACAGUGAACACCAACACCAGCAGCGCGCAACGUCAACCGGCAAACUGGAUCCUCAGUACAGAAACCUCGAGAUAGAGAUGAUGGAGCACACGGGGGUGCCUCCAGCGGCCAUGCAAGACCCAUCACAAAACCCGCACGAGCUCAAGAAAUCCAAGGACAAGGAGAAAGCGUAUCGCCGGAGCUACACGCACGCCAAGCCGCCAUAUUCAUAUAUCUCACUCAUCACGAUGGCCAUUCAACAGAGCCCAAACAAGAUGCUCACACUGAGCGAGAUCUACCAAUUCAUCAUGGACUUGUUUCCCUACUACAGGCAAAACCAACAGCGCUGGCAGAACUCUAUCCGGCACAGUUUAUCAUUCAAUGAUUGCUUCGUGAAGGUGCCGCGCUCUCCUGACCGCCCCGGGAAAGGCAGUUACUGGACUCUCCACCCGGACUGCGGUAAUAUGUUCGAGAACGGGUGCUACCUUCGCAGGCAGAAGCGCUUCAAAGCCGAGAAAAAACCGGACCUGAGUCACCUUAGCAAGGUGAGCAGUAUGACACACAACCCGGUCACAGUACAAAGCAUGGCGAAGAGCAUGGCGGCACAACCUCGCUCAAUGGGAACCCCUAGCUUCCUUGCACCGUCUCCGUACGGGACGGCUAUGGGCAUGGGACACGUUGGGAGCAUGACCGCCAUGGGUAUGGCAGGUAUGCCCAUGAAUAAGUCGUUUAAUCACCCAUUCGCUAUCAAGAAUAUCAUCGCGCAAGAUCACGAAGCUGAGCUGCGAGGCUACGACCCCAUGCACUUCAGUCCUUAUCAUCCAUCACUCCAAUCCAUGGGUUCCCUAGGACUCCCUAAAUCCGCCUACGAAUCGCAACCUAUCACGACGGAUACGAGUCCGUACUACCAGGGUUGCGUCUUCACGCCGUCGAGUUGUGGUAUAUCAAAUCUUUCGUGAACUUAGCGCAGCACUUAGAACACUAGAAGUAGAAAUUAUUCUAAGAAAAGCUGAAUAUUAUGAUAAACCUGUAUAUAUAAACAUUGAGGCACUGAAAAUUGAGCUAUCCGACGAAUAUCUCGUCUAUGUACAAUGUGCUUGAGCUUUCGUAUGAUUAUAUUGAUCAUUUUUUACUACAAGCACAACUAGAUUUCGUAAAGAGCUAGAAAAUUUAAUAAUUUUAUGAACAAUCAAAAAUGUAAAAUAGAAGAUGAAAAUGUUAGGCUAGGAAAAACAAAAAUGAUUAGAGUAUUUUGAAGAAAGCAAAUCUUCCGAAAUCAAAAUAUUUUGAAAUUGAAUUAACAGACACAAGUGAUUAUUAGCUAAGAAAAUGUUUGUAAAGAUUCCUAUAUACACAUAUAUAUUGUUUCGCAAACUUGUUCUGUUGAAGCUGACCAUUAGAUGAAAGAGCGUGCAGUUAAUAUUUGGCUUUUCGACAGUCGCUUUCUGUAUUCGGGGCAUAACAUUGACUGUUGCUCAGUUUGUUCUCGUGUCAACUCUGUAUUUAUCAUUGCUUCACUUUUAUUUAUACUAGUCAGGCGAGGGAACGGUUUUUAUUGUAAAUGUACUCUCAUGGUCAACGUUUGUGGAUACUUGAAGAAAAUAAAUUUUUAACGAAUCAA
Nematostella vectensis (starlet sea anemone) is the source of this 1993-nucleotide messenger RNA. RefSeq names its product forkhead box protein A2-A. Bases 471 to 1331 code for a protein of 286 amino acids. The transcript has 2 exons. Gene Ontology annotation, molecular function: protein domain specific binding; transcription factor binding; RNA polymerase II cis-regulatory region sequence-specific DNA binding. The record is from RefSeq and is a predicted model, not a curated record. Gene Ontology annotation, biological process: anatomical structure morphogenesis; regulation of transcription by RNA polymerase II; cell differentiation. NCBI's taxonomy places the organism in Eukaryota, Metazoa, Cnidaria, Anthozoa, Actiniaria, Edwardsiidae.